Messenger RNA from Mobula hypostoma (lesser devil ray), 6420 nucleotides. RefSeq names its product hepatocyte nuclear factor 4, alpha (gene hnf4a). NCBI's taxonomy places the organism in Eukaryota, Metazoa, Chordata, Chondrichthyes, Myliobatiformes, Myliobatidae. The coding region runs from base 131 to 1507 and encodes 458 amino acids. Gene Ontology annotation, molecular function: RNA polymerase II cis-regulatory region sequence-specific DNA binding; nuclear receptor activity; zinc ion binding. The transcript is spliced from 10 exons. Gene Ontology annotation, biological process: anatomical structure development; positive regulation of transcription by RNA polymerase II; cell differentiation. The record is from RefSeq and is a predicted model, not a curated record.
UGUGCUUCAUUUCAGUAAAAUACUUGUUAAACAUCAUAGCUGAUAGAGACUCAGUCAAUGCAAGCCUGGCAGAGUGGUCGUCAACCUUCAGAGAAAUUCACCAAAAGAAGGACUGUGGAGUUUUGGUAACAUGCGCUUGUCGAAAGCUCUGAUAGAAAUGGAUUUGCCAGAUUACACAGCAGCCCUAGAUCCUGCUUACACAACUUUGGAGUUUGAGAAUAUGCAGGUGUUAGCAAUGGGUAAUGAGACAUCUCCAAGUGAAACCACCAACAUGAAUGUGUCUAACAGCCUUGGGGUUGGUGCUCUUUGUGCAAUCUGUGGUGAUCGAGCUACAGGAAAACAUUAUGGUGCUUCCAGCUGUGAUGGCUGCAAGGGGUUCUUCAGACGAAGUGUACGAAAGAACCACAUGUAUUCUUGCAGGUUUAAUAGACAAUGCAUUGUAGACAAGGACAAACGAAACCAAUGUAGAUACUGCAGAUUAAAAAAGUGCUUUCGUGCGGGGAUGAAAAAGGAAGCUGUGCAGAACGAAAGGGACAGAAUAAGUACAAGGAGGUCAAGCUACGAGGACAGCAGUUUGCCUUCAAUUAAUGCUCUCAUACAAGCAGAAGUUCUUUCUCGACAGAUCUCCUCUCCCAUUUCAGUUAUAAAUAGUGACAUCAGAUCUAAAAAGAUUGCUGUGAUAAGUGAUGUUUGUGAGUCCAUGAAACAGCAACUUUUGGUCCUAGUGGAGUGGGCCAAAUACAUCCCAGCUUUCUGUGAGCUAGCACUGGACGACCAGGUUGCCUUGCUACGAGCCCAUGCUGGGGAACAUUUACUGCUUGGAGCUGCCAAACGUUCCAUGAUGUACAAAGAUGUUCUGCUCUUGGGAAAUGACUACAUCAUUCCACGCAAUUGUCCGGAGCUGGAAAUAAGCCGUGUUGCAAUGAGAAUUCUAGAUGAAUUAGUUCAGACGUUUCAGGAGAUCCAAAUAGACGACAAUGAAUAUGCUUGCUUAAAAGCCAUUGUUUUCUUUGAUCCAGAUGCCAAGGGCCUCAGCAACCCUGCCAAAAUCAAGCGCAUGCGGUUCCAGGUACAAGUCAGUUUGGAGGACUAUAUUAAUGACAGACAGUAUGACUCUCGCGGUCGAUUUGGAGAGCUGCUGCUAUUGCUUCCUACUCUACAGAGUAUCACCUGGCAAAUGAUAGAGCAAAUUCAGUUUGUCAAACUCUUUGGGAUGGCUAAGAUUGACAAUCUACUUCAAGAGAUGCUUCUGGGAGGAACUGCAAAUGAAACACCACAUACACACCACUCACUACAUCCUCACCUGGUCCAGGAACACUUGGCAACUAAUGUCAUCGUGGCCAGUGCAAUGCCUGCUCCAGUACACAACGGACAGAUCUCGACACCUGAAACUCCUUUACCAUCUCCUCCUGGAGGUUCAGCAUCAGAGCCAUACAAACUAGUAACAGGCUCUGUACCAUCAGUAUCAAAGCCACCAACAUCCAUUCCAAAACAGGAGGUAAUUUAACAUCUCAUCUGCACCAAUGGGACGCAUUUAACGGCAAAUUUACUAAAUAACUAACUAUACUGAGCUUCUUCACCAAGAGGACUGCAGAAUGCGGUUAUUUUAAUGAGAAUUAUGUUCUAUUUUUACUGAGUGAUGCAAAUGAAUCCAAAGGUUAAAGUUAAGAUAAAUGUUUAAUUUACUAUCACAAAAAUAUUGUACCUUUGUGUUUUCAAGAGUCGGCUGUGGAAACAUUAUUUCAAUUCAUUUAAUUAUCUUGAAUUUUUUCUGUGAAAUGACAAUUAUUUCUUGCAUCUUAAGGGUUGAUUUUAGAGUCAGAGUCACAGAAUCAUACAGCAAAGAAACAGGCCCUUCUGCUGAACUGGUCCAUAUCAAUCAGGAUUCCAAUCUAAGCUCAUCCAAUUUACCUUUAUUUGAUACCUAUUCCUCCAUACUUUCCUACCCAUGUACCUUCCCAUGUACAUUUAAACUACGGUUUUAACUGUAGAUUCUAACAAUAUUUUAAGUACAUCUGCUGAGGUUAGAGCACAGAAGAUGACUUAUGAUUGAAUAAAUUAGCAGAGGGUUCAGACCAAGUUCCUCAUGCUCCUGCUAUCUCAAAACUUAACUGGAACAGUUCAGGAUAAAUAUUAAUUGAAGGCAGAUGCCGGAUUCAUAUCCAAAGAUCACAAUAUGACAUUUCAUCUGUGGCUAUUACCAACUUAAUUGAAAAUUUAGAGUGCAAAAUGCAGAAACUAACGGGGUAGUAAAGUAACCUGGAUGAGAUAUGUUUCUAAAUUGAAAUCCUUCUCCUACACCUUCAAUUCCUUUCCUAUAGUCUAUACCUUCAUUCAAUACUUAUCUUAUCAGGAAUCUUACCAGACCCCUGUCUUACUGGUCUCACCGGCCAGCUCAAUCAUUACUUCCACUGGUCUUGGAUAUAGCCCAGUUCUGAAAUACUUUAUAAAGUGCAGGGUUAUUAAAAGGCUUAACUUGUUGUCGAGGCACACCUGCAUAACAUUCUCUCUACUCUAUACUUGGCUCAGGCUAAAAUCAACCCUUGACUUUUACCAUUGAAUUUUAUUGUAUGAAUUCAAGUUGUAGUAAUGAAAAUACAAAUAAACUACAGAUGCUGGGAAUCUGAAAUAAAAACAGAAUAUGUUGGAAAUAUACAGCUGGACAAGCAGCACCUAUGGAGAAAGAAACUGAUUUAACAUUCCAAGUUGAUGGCUUGAUGGCGGAAAAAGGACAAAAAUCAGAACCAAAUAUAUCUAAAGUUGUAGAAAAGCAAGAGGAGUGGAGAGAACACUAGAAACAUUAGGGUGGAGAGCAAGAGGUGCUGAAUGAUAAGGGUGGUGGUAAUGCAGGGUGAGAGAGCAGUGAAUCACCAAUGAUCAAUCUGGAGGAGUUGUAAAAGAACAGAAAGUAGAGAGUACAAAACAAUUCUGAAACUCUAUGACACGCAUCAUUGCAAUGCUGGAAAUAUGAAAUUAAAGCAUGUUUCUAUUUAAAUCUCCUCCAUACAUUAAUAGACUAUGACUAACAAUUUGUAAGUUGUCUGUUUCCUAAGGUUUCUAGUUCUAAUGAAAGUCAUCAAUUUGUAAUGUUCUCUAUCUCAGAUAUUAACUAACCUGCCAAGUAUUUCCAGCGAUUUCUGUUUUUAUUAUUUCAAAAAUAGUUUCAUGUCUUGACACACUUAAGGAAUCGGAUGUGAUCAAGCAGUAGAACUAGAUACAAACUGGAUUUUGACAUAAACUCAGGGUGAAUUUGUAAGGUUUGGGGUCAAAAUGUUGCUUUUCAUCUUCAAUGGAGCCUCAACUCACUUAUCUCUCUGAAUGUUUAUCAUCUAAUAUUUAUGGUUUUAUAAUAUUUUGGGUUUUUCUAUAAUUUCAUAUCUUUUGUCCCUUCCUUCUUUUAUUUAGUGUAUAUACCUAUGCUAUAUUUUUACAUUUCCCUUGAAACCAUUUCAGUAAGUCAAAUUCAUGUAGAUGUACAUAUUAGAAAAUAGAUUUCGUGAAGAUUAUUUAAAGGUCUUAAAAUAUUUGAAGAAAAAUCACUUAGGCUACAGUGGUGAUAAUCCUCUCAAAAUGUUUAAAGAAAACUACAGUUUUUUUUAAACAAUAAAAGGCAAAACUGAAGCAAGAAUGUACGCAAUAUGUGUAUCUUGCAUGCUGUGUGAGAGUCUCACAUCCAUUUUAUACCUGUUAUACUUAAAUGAUCUAACAAUUUCCCUCGCCUUCAAAAACUUGCUUCUUCCACAUAAUAAUCACAAAAGCAUUUAUAACAGAAGGAUAAAGAGAUCACCCUCUAAUAUUAUGACAGUGACCAUUCUUCAAAAGUACUUUUAGAGGAAGGUGUAAUUUGGAAUGCCCUGCCUUUGUGAAAAGUCCUUUAUAAUUCAAAGUUUUUUCUUUUCCCUUUAUUAUGUUGUUUUGGAAGGAAUGUUUCUGAAGGCACUUCCCUCAAGCCUGUUGUUUCGGUAGAGAAUCAUGGAAAUCCUAGAUAAGUAUAAUUGACUUAGGGAGUCAGUAAUUGUUCCAAAGCCUGCUUCUUUGCUCAGGCAAGUUAUCUACAGUUACAGAUGUUUGCUGCACUGCCAACUAUUAAUAAGAAGAUUUUAUGCAACACUGAUAUUAAUGUAUACAUACUGUAUAUUUGCAAGCAAUAACAAAUGUAAGUUUUCUAAAAGCCCAUAAGUAUAUUUUUGGAAAAAUAUGAGAAGCCUUGUCAUUUUGUGAGACAUACUCAACCAAGUUUAUCAUUUGAAUUCAUGCAAGCUCAGUUUUAUAACUCAGCACUACUUUGCGUGACAAAUUGGUAUGGCUUGGAAUGUCUGUCUCUACUAACAUAAAUUCAAAUACUAUUAAAUUUAAGGUGCACUACCUCAGAUAUAUUUCACUUAAGAGACACACCCUCCAAUAAAUCUAAUUAGGCAGGUCUUCUGUUUUCUCUGUCCUACAAUUUUUAAAUGAGAAUUUUUUUCUAUCUACUAAUAAUGAGCCAUUGAUAAUGUGUUCAUAGUUUACUUUCAGCUUGUCGAGAUAUAUCAUUUAAAGCAAAUUCUACCUUUAAUAGAGGUAUAAAAUGUGAAAAUUUACAGAAGUUAAGCAGAUGCCUAAAUUAUUAAUAAAUCCAAAUACUGUUAUUUUACUGAUUCAAAGCCAGGUUGCAAAGGCUAUUUAGAAAUGAUAAAUUCAGGCAGAUUGUGCUGUGAAUUCCUUCAUCUAUAAGCAGAACUUAAGUGUUCUAGCAUAUUUAUUUAAAAAAAACAAUUUUAUAUCAAAAAAAAUAUUUUAUUCUUAUAUAAAGAAGUCCCCAAAAUCACAUGAAAUAAAUUGUCCUUGUUUAUUCUGGUAUAAUUUUUGGUCCCUCUUAAAAUACAGAGGACCUAUUUGAAUAAGAAGAUCCUCACUGGUUUGUAAAGGGUAUGCUAAAGUACACAGUUUAUAAUGUAAUAAGUGAGAGAACACUUAAAACAUUCUCCUUGAUCCACCAUGUUGCGACAUGUUGAUCUCUGCAAAACUUAGAUAUCAGUUUCUCAAACAAAUUUGCUACACUGCAUAGUAACCAUUGGUGACCCAGAGUUGAUCCAGCCUUAGCUGGACAAUCUGAUGGCUGACCAGACUUUGUCAGGAGAUAGCAUUAAGACAUUGAACAAACUCUGUUAAAAAAAACUGAUUGAUUGCAGGACUGAAUGAAUGUACUGAAGCUAGGAUCUAGGGCAACUUCAACAAUCAAAAUUCAUUACAUAUGUACAUGGACCCUAAAGAUCAAAAAUAAUGUCAGGCCUCUGAAUUGUUAUUCUAAAUCUACAUCAAAGCGACCGCAUAGAUACUAGGUGCCUUCUGUCUCGACAAUCAAUAAGUAUGCUCUGCUCCGACAGUAUCGACAUUCCAAAGCAGCAUGAUGAGCUGAUAUUUCAACUGACUGACUGUGCCAUGAUGUGCCACUCUACAAUACCUUAAGAAACUUAUAACUCAAUGCACUUUGAUAUUCUGAGGAGAGAUGGACUCCCACUGAAGGUUGCAAUGAAAUGAAGAAUGAGGAAGAUCCCACGAUGAGGCUGGCAUUUAAAACAAAACUAUCCAAUCAGAUAUCAUAAUUAUUUACACGUAUACUGCCAAUUCAAGUUAACUCAGGAAUUCUCAGUUUUCAAAAGCUUACUGAAGGGUAACAUCUUGCCCACGUUUUAGCAAAAAUAAUGUUUGAAUAUGUGAAUCUAUUCACAUGAUACAACAGCUUUGUUUUUCAAUGUGUUUUUGUUUUGCAUUUCAGUUAAAUAGAAAUGUUCUUAUUUUUAUUGUCUGUGAUGCAAAUAUGAUGCAUUUACUACAAAUCACAAUUCUGUUAUCAAGGGUUGAUAUCCCAACAAGUUUAGUGACAUUUAUUUUGGCCUUUACUUGUUUGUAAUACAUGUGCCUGUGAUAACCAUUAACAGACUGGUCACUACAAAUUUUGCACUUCCUAUUUUUGAAUUACUUCAGUACUUUCAGCAACUGGGUGUUUUUCACUUGGUCAUAACUGCCAGGGGCUCAAAAAUGUUUAAAAGAAAAUAAUUCUUGAUAUAACUGUGGUCAAGUAGCAUUUAUUUGUAUAUAAUAAAUAAAACUAAUGUUGCUAAUUACUUUAUUCUAAUAUGGGUGUAAUUUUUCUUGUAACUAUGACAUUAUUAUCAUAAAUAAUAUUGAUGAUUAAUGACAAUUAAGACACUAAUGAUAGUUCUUUAACAUAUCUGUACUCUGUAUAAUUUUUUGACCUUGCCAUUUUCACUUUGCAAGGUAUUCCCUUAUUGGUAUUUCUUUGCAAAAGAAAAUGUUGCUACAAGUCUCUGAUAAAUACUGCCUCAUUACUCAAUACUGUAAUUAUUAACAUAUUGUUGCCAUUCUUUUAAUCCAUGUAAAAACAGAAAUAAUAAAUGAGAUAUUUUCUAUGUUUUU